AUGCGCACAUUUUUAUCAACUCAUCUUCAACUUGUCAGUGCUAUUCAGUUUAAAAAAAUGAAAAUAUUUUUCUAUACACUUGCUCUGUUGGCAUUGAGUGUGAAAAGCUUUAAAGUUUUGAACACAAAUUAUGGAAAAGUUCGAGGAAUCACUGAUUUUAGUGAUAAGAGGAAUCAUAAAUAUAUAUUCAAGGGCAUUCCAUUUGCUAAACCUCCUUUAGGAUUAUUAAGAUUUGCCCUUCCUGAAGAGCCAAACACAUGGAAUGGUGUUUUGGAUGGUUCGAAAUACAGCGCCGCAUGUUUGAGUAACUCGAGUCUAGCUUCUGCGCAACAAGAAAACAUCAGCGAAGACUGUCUAUACAUCAAUAUUUUUACAAGCGAGUACUGCCUGGCUCACAAAUGUCCAGUAUUAGUUUAUUAUCAUGGAGGAUCAUUCAAUUUAGACUCGGCAACAAUGUUUCCCGAUAAAUUCAUAUUGGAAAGAUACGUAGAUAGCGGAAUUGUUUUUGCGAUACCCGCUUAUCGCUUGGGAGUUUUUGGGCAAUUUUAUUUGGGUGAACAGGGAAUAGUACCAGCAAAUUUAUUAAUACACGAUUGCAUCAGAUCGUUAAACUUUGUACACGACAAUAUUGCUAGUUUUGGAGGUGACCCCAAUUACGUCACUCUUAUGGGCCAUUCAUCAGGAGGACAGCUGGUGAAUGCAAUGGGGUUCUCAAAUCAAAUAGACCCAGAAAAAAAGUUAUUUCAACAGUUUAUAGUGCUGAGCUCAAUUGGAAUGUAUGGAUUUGAAGAUCUCCAAAUCGGAAAUUCAUAUGAAAUUGCACGAAGGCAUAAUUGCACAUCUGAAAACAGCCAAGAAAUUGUUGACUGCAUGCGAAAUAUUGAUGCUUUACAACUAUUACAAACUCAAACGGUAAUGGACGACGUUGAUCUAUUAUUUUUCAAAGCAAUUAUUAGAGCUCCACCGUUAAUGGAUGUAAAACAAAAGCUAUCCGAGUUUAAAGAGAAUGUAACGGCAAGAAACAUGCUGUGUGGAGUUACCGAUAACGAAUUUACCAUAUUCAAGUAUCCGGAUGGGUAUUACAUUAGUGCGACUUUCUUAGAUUUUGAAAAUCCUGUGGACACUGUGAAUGUAUAUAGGAACAAGUUCACAAAUAUCACCCCAACAUUUGUGAACAGUGACUCUUCUGCUGUAUUUGUUUCCGCUGCAACAUAUUCUGAAGCUCUAACGAAUGCUGGAGGAAACGUGUACCUAUUUGAAUCUCGUCAAAAACCUUUCAGCAUGCAUGUGACGGAUAUGCAGUAUUUUAUCGGCAUUCAUCGGGAAAAAAACCAUACCACUGAUAUGGAUAUUUUAGAUUCAUUUUAUUCAAAACUGCUUGUCAAUUUUACAAAAUUUGGUUCACCGUCUCCAAACUGGGAAAAAUAUGACCCUUCUAAGAUGAAUUUCAUGGCUAUGGAGAUCGACACAGAGCAAGGAAUUGAGCCAAAAAUGGAAAACGGUUUUCAUGAAGAGUUGGUCAAUUUCUGGUUGAUUAACAUGAUGCAGAUUGAUAGAAAUAUUAUAGAAAUGAAAUUAAAUGGGGAGUAUAACUCGUUUGAUGGACGUGCCCAAUUAACUACUAAACAUAUUGGUGUUCCAACUUCAUUGCCAAUUAUUUAUGCUCCUGCUGUAUCGGAUCCUGAAAAUCUUGAACUAAUAUCUGUGUUGAAUCAAUGGUGGUUUUAUGUUUCUAUUUUAUUACUUUUUGUCAUAGUUAGUGUAUUAUUUAUUGUGUGUAAAAAAGCAGUUAAUGUUAAACGCCAACCUCUUCUUGUGUAAUACAUUUUCGUUUGUUAGUAUUUCCCUGGAUCAUAUUUAACAGUGACACGUGUGAUUUUUGUUGCAAAAAUAGACGUUGAACCGAAUGAAUCAAAUAAUGAUUAAGUUUUAAACAAGUAUGUAUCAAAUCUUGAUU
Molecule: messenger RNA, 1957 nt
Organism: Caenorhabditis elegans
Lineage: Eukaryota; Metazoa; Nematoda; Chromadorea; Rhabditida; Rhabditidae
Gene: cest-7
Product: Carboxylic ester hydrolase
Exons: 10
Coding region: 1-1821 (606 amino acids)
Molecular function (GO): carboxylesterase activity
Source: RefSeq, marked reviewed